Pelecanus crispus (Dalmatian pelican) is the source of this 2547-nucleotide messenger RNA. The record is from RefSeq and is a predicted model, not a curated record. NCBI's taxonomy places the organism in Eukaryota, Metazoa, Chordata, Aves, Pelecaniformes, Pelecanidae.
UACCUUCACAGAGUUCUGGUUGCAGAAGUCAAUGCCCUUCAAGGAAUGGCAGCAAUAGGCCAGAGACCUUUACUUAUGGAGGAGAUCAACACUAUCCUGCAGUAUGUAGUGGAGCGGAACAAGCUGCUGCAGUGCCUCCAUGCUAAGAGGCAUGCUUUAGAGUCAUGGAGACAACUCGUGGAAAUUAUACUCACUGCCUGCCCCCAGGAUCUCAUACAGGCUGAGGACAGACAGCUGAUUAUCCGUGAUCUAUUGCAGGAUGUGCAUGACAAGAUCCUAGAUGAAGAUGCAGCUCAGGAAUUGAUGCCGGUGGUGGCAGGGGCUGUGUUCACCUUGACUGCCCACCUGAGCCAGUCCGUGAAAACCGAGCAGAAACAGCCACUUGCACUCCCUACAGCAGGACCGUCCCAAUAUGUCUUGAUGUUGGAUGGUUCUUUUACCUCAUCAGCUAACUCUGAGAGCAUAUCCAUGGGUUUUGCUUCCAUUGGUGACUCCUCCCUCCACAUCAUCUUAAAAAAGCUGCUGGAUUUCAUUUUGAAAACAGGUGGUGGCUUCCAGAGAGUGAGAACUCACCUUUAUGGAUCACUCCUUUAUUAUUUGCAGAUUGCCCAGAGACCAGAUGAACCAGACACUUUAGAAGCAGCUAAAAAAACAAUGUGGGAACGUCUGACAGCUCCUGAAGAUGUGUUUAGUAAAUUGCAACGUGAAAACAUGGCAAUAAUUGAGAGUUAUGGGGCAGCUCUCAUGGAGGUGGUCUGUCGUGAUGCUUGUGAUGGUCAUGAGAUAGGCCGGAUGCUGGCAUUGGCUUUGCUUGAUCGUAUUGUUUCAGUAGACAAGCAGCAGCAGUGGUUGUUGUAUCUCUCCAAUAGCGGCUACCUGAAGGUGCUUGUGGAUAGCCUAGCAGAUGACGAUCUGGCUCUUCAGAGCUUGCUCACACCUCAGCCCCCUUUGCUUAAAGCGCUGUACACCUAUGAGUCCAAAAUGGCAUUCCUCACUAGAGUAGCUAAAAGUCAGCAAGGGGCGUUAGAGCUGUUGCGGUCUGGAGUGAUAGUGAGGCUGGCACAGUGUCAAGUGUAUGACAUGCGACCCGAAACAGACCAUCAAGGAAUGUAUGGAAUGAGAGAUCCCCCAGUCUUCAUUCCGGCUCCAGUGGAACGUUAUCGCCAGAUUCUUCUUCCAGCUCUUCAACUCUGCCAAGUGAUCCUCACAUCCAGCAUGGCACAACACCUGCAAGCAGCAGGACAGGUUCUGCAGUUUCUAAUUUCCCAUUCAGAUACUAUCCAGGCAAUCCUGAGGUGUCAAGAUGUUAGUGUUGGAUCUCUCCAGGAGCUGGCCUCCCUGACAGGAAUAAUCAGCAAGGCAGCUUUGCCUGGAGUGCUAAGUGAGCUGGACAUUGAUGUUAAUGAAGGGACACAGAUGGAGCUGCAAGGGCAUAUAGGCCGAUUUCAGCGCCAGUGUUUAGGACUUCUAAGUCGGUUUGGUGGUUCAGACAGACUACGUCAGUUUAAACUGCAAGAUGAUAACGCAGAGGGAGACAGAGUGAACAAGAGGGAUGAAACUGAGUUGGCCAUGCAGCAGAUCUGUGCAAACGUGAUGGAAUACUGUGAAUCACUUAUGUUGCAAAGCGCUCCCAGUUUUCAGCACGCUGUUUGUCUGUUUACUCCUAGCCUGUCAGAAUCAACCAACCGAGAUGGCCCUCGUCAGGAUACACAAGCACCAGUGGUCCCAUACUGGCACUUGCCUGGCUUAGGCAUUAUCGUCUACCUGCUGAAACAGAGCACUAGUGAUUUCUUCAGUUACUAUGAUAGCCAUCGCCAGAGUGUUAACAAAUUGCAAAAUGUGGAGCAACUCCCACCAGAUGAAAUAAAAGAGCUGUGUCAGUCAGUUAUGCCAGCUGGGGUUGACAAAAUCUCCACUUCCCAAAAAUAUGUUUUGGCAAGGCGACGCCUGGUGAAGCUAAUAAACAACCGAGCCAAGCUGCUUUCUCUCUGUUCUUAUAUUAUAGAAACAUGUCUCUUCAUUCUUUGGCGUCAUCUGGAACACUAUCUACUGCAUUGCACGCCCACUGACUCCCAAGACACACUGCUGUCCUCCAGGAUGUCGUUUAAGAAAGGAAGGCUGCAAGAUUCCUUUGGUUCAGAGCCUCACUUGGAUUUCAGUAGCGGACUGAAUCGAGUGAGCCAGCAUGAUAUAGAACAGCUUCAGAUUGAAGCCACGAACAGCUUUGGUGAAUCUCUGCAGAAGAAGCUUCUGGACAUCGAAGGGUUAUAUUCUAAGGUUCGGUCACGAUACACCUUUAUUCAAGCUCUUGUUAGACGCAUCCGUGGUCUCCUAAGGAUAUCAAGGACCUAAAAGACUCUUGAUACACGUUGCUUGCCCCUUGAAGCAGUGUACUAGGGCGGGCCUUCUGGAUCAUUGGAUUUUAUAGAUCAUACAUUUUCUAAAUAAUGUCAAAAAUAUUUUGUUACUUUUUUUUUUUCUUAUCCCUAUGGAUCAGUUUUGUGUAUUCUUUCCUACUGCUCCCAGCUUGACAGAAAAAAUAAAGGA